Electrophorus electricus (electric eel) is the source of this 727-nucleotide messenger RNA. Its product is annotated as guanylin family protein. Gene Ontology annotation, cellular component: extracellular region. Gene Ontology annotation, molecular function: guanylate cyclase activator activity. NCBI's taxonomy places the organism in Eukaryota, Metazoa, Chordata, Actinopteri, Gymnotiformes, Gymnotidae. The record is from RefSeq and is a predicted model, not a curated record.
GUUAGGGCAUAACACUGAGGUGAGCUCACUUGCAAAGCACCUGGAAGACACCUAAGAAAGACCGACUGCUUCUGUCUAGACAUCAGCAUGAAGGCCAUCCUAUCAACCGCACUGUUCUUCACCACUCUGUACCUGGUCUCUGAGGCUGUCCAAGUCCACGAUGGAGACUAUUCCUUCUCGGCCGAAUCUGUGAAAGUACUCCAGCAUUUGCUGGAGAGCAGCACCGUGACCCAGAAGCCAAGCCCACGCCUCGCCCAGACUAGCUUUGGAGCUGUCUGCGCCAGCCCCACGCUGCCUCAGGAGUUCCUUCCUCUGUGCCAGCAAAGCGGCUCAGCCAUGGUCUUCUCCAGGCUAGCUUCUACACCCAUGGAUGUGUGUGAAAUCUGCGCAUUUGCUGCCUGUACCGGCUGCUAGAUGCCUUCCCUCUUCAGCUGGUGAAGGACCUUUCCCACUUCACCGUAACAGAUUCGAUGUCCAAACCCAGGGGCCACAUUUCCUUCGCGCUCCCAAAUGAUGCCAUCGUCUAAAUGACUGUUCUGGAGCUGUUACUAGUUGCUUGAAAGCAUGCACGUACUGAUUUGUAGUUUGGAAUUUAGAUUUUUUUCUUUGUUACAGCAUAAUGUUGUUUAUUUAAUGAAGUCUUAUUUUUCUAUUUCUUAUGUAUUUCUUACAUUUUCAGUCUUAUGUUCACCAGCGCGCUAUGUGUGCAAUAAAAAUGUCUUCACAA